UCUCUCUGUCCGCAUAGUUCUCCCUUGCAUGAUCCAAGAUACGGAGAGCAAUGUCGCCUGUUCCUCCUGCAACGUCUAUACACCGAAGGGGACCUUUGCGACCUGGCUUGAGAGUAUCUACAAAAGAGUCUUUCCACAGCCUGUGCACACCGAGAGAGCUUGCAUCAUUCAUCAAGUCAUACUUGGACGCAACAGAGUCGAAAACACCCUUCACGAGUGAUUCCUUCGACUCCUCUGGAACUGUCCUGAAGCCAAACGAAGUCGUCCGGCCAGCAGGACCUGAUGAACGAAGGAUAUGAUGAUUAUGAAUCGAGCGGCAUGCUGACAGCUUGCGAGGUAGUCGUAUUGACCUUGUUGCCUGCAUAGCUCGAAUGAACUUUUGGAGCAGACAACGCGUCCACUAUAGGGAUGGGAAUAUUACUGUAAGCGUCAAUGUUUUGCUUGACUUGACUGACAGGCUGAACGUUGAACGUUGAACACUCCUGCGGACAACUCAAAUGCUAAAGCCACGGUUAUCUCUUUGGUUCACUCGUGGUUAUGCUACUCGCAUUGCAGAAAAGCCUCCAGCACGUUUUCCAGAUCCAUUACUGAAUGCUCCCAACGUUGCUGUCAAAACACUCAAGGACGAGAACUUGACAUUCAUUCAUCGACCUCCCCCAACAGUACCUUCACCUCAUUCAACAACUUUAGCUCCUGCUUCUCCGUUGCUCAAGUCUCCGACACCAUCUAAUAAACAUGCACCCAUGCCACCUUUCUUGCGGCCUUCGGCUUACAAUGCUGCCCCAUUACGAAUGUUUGCUAAACUGUUCAAAUGCACGCCAAACUUUGUGUCCAAGAUUGCCGCCCUCCCGAGGCCCAAACGGAAGGAGUUUGCAAGGAAGAUGGAGGCGGAGCAUGAGACUGUAAGGGAGCAGUGGGGAGAGAAGAAGGCUACCUUUGUUGCUAUUAAGCAGAAACGCCGCGAGUUCUGGUGAGGUACGGAGCACCAUGGCUACAUCUUCUUG
Molecule: messenger RNA, 1004 nt
Organism: Suillus fuscotomentosus
Lineage: Eukaryota; Fungi; Basidiomycota; Agaricomycetes; Boletales; Suillaceae
Exons: 2
Coding region: 498-974 (158 amino acids)
Source: RefSeq, a predicted model, not a curated record